Molecule: messenger RNA, 2722 nt
Organism: Engraulis encrasicolus (European anchovy)
Lineage: Eukaryota; Metazoa; Chordata; Actinopteri; Clupeiformes; Engraulidae
Gene: lmbrd1
Product: LMBR1 domain containing 1
Exons: 16
Coding region: 13-1680 (555 amino acids)
Biological process (GO): protein localization to lysosome
Cellular component (GO): lysosomal membrane
Source: RefSeq, a predicted model, not a curated record
AGUGAAGUGAAAAUGGCGUCUUCUGAUGCACUGCUAACGGAAUCGGCCGCUGGAUGGUCGAUUUUUGCGAUUGUCCUUCUGGUCAUCCUGGCUUUCUGCUGGGUCUACAUCCGCAAGUAUCAGAGCCGCCGGGAGAGCGAGGUCGUCUCCACCAUCACGGCAAUAUGUGCCCUGGCCGUCGCGCUGAUAACGUCCGCCCUGCUCCCCGUGGACAUCUUCCUGGUGUCCUUCAUGAAAUUCCCCAAUGGCACCUACAAGGAUUGGGCUGCAAACAAUGAAACGAGAGCUCAGAUUGAAGACACUGUGCUGUAUGGAUACUACACUCUGUACUCCAUCAUCCUCUUCUGUGUCUUCCUCUGGAUUCCCUUUGUCUACUUCUACUAUGAGGAGAAGGAUGACGACAACAUCAACAGGUGCACGCAAGUGAAGAACGCGCUCAAGUACACCAUUGGAUUCGUCAUUGUGUGCGCGGCGCUGCUGCUAAUUGGGGCUUUCGUGCCGCUGCAUCCCCCGCCGCCCGAUCAGAACGCCACCCAGUGGGACAAGCUGGAGUACCUCGUGGAGGAGUUUGGCAACGAUGGACUGAAUGCUCUGUCGUUCUCCAUCAGUACACUGACCUUGAUUGGCAUGCUGGCUGUGAUCACGUACACGGCGUACGGCAUGUCGGUGCUCCCACUCAACCUCAUCAAAGGCACGCGCAGCAUCGUGUACGAGCGUCUGGAGAACACUGAGGACAUGGAGGACAUCGAGCAGCAGAUCGAGAAGCUGAAGGCCAAGUGUGAAGAUGGCCGUCCUCUCUCGCUGCGGGACCGCCGCAACCUGCAGGAUCUGGAGGCCAAGCUGCAGGUGUUGCAGCGCCGCAGCCGGCACCUGGACGUCGCCGAGACCAACUGCUGCACCAAGGUCGGCAGCGCCCUGCGUCCCGUCAAGGUUGUGCUAGGCAUCUUCUUCAUCCUUGUGGCUCUGCUGUUGGUUGUGGCACUCUUCAUUUCCAAUCUGGAUAAGGCGAUGCACUCGGCUGGCAUGAGUUGUGGCUUUGUGAUCUUCGGGACCAACCUGACCAACCCCCUCAACGAACUGCUGCUCGCCCUACAGCCGGUCUUCCCUCUGGAUUACGUGCUGAUCACAGUCAUCACCAUGUAUUUCGUCUUCACCUCCAUGGCGGGCAUCCGCAACAUGGGCAUCUGGUUCUUCUGGGUGCGGCUGUAUAAGAUCCGUCCUGGUCGUACGCGUCCUCAGGCGCUGCUCUUCCUCUGCAUGAUCCUGCUGCUCAUCGUGCUCCACACCAGCUACAUGAUCUACAGCCUGGCCCCCCAGUACGUCAUGUACGGCAGCCAGAAAUACCUGCUACAGACACCAUUGCCCACCCUGCACCAGUCCAUAGGGAACGACAGCACCCCAUCCCCUUUCCCAUUCCCAUCUCCGGCCCCAGGGAACCAGACCAUAGACACCACCAAGAUCUGUGACGCAAACGCCCCUGAGGAUCAGUGCACGGUGACGAGAUCCUACCUGUUCCUCCACAAGUUCUGGUUCUUCAGCACCAUAUAUUACUUUGGCAACUGGGCCUUUAUAGCGGUUUUCCUCGUCGGCCUGAUGGUAUCCUGCUGCAAAGGAAAGAAGUCUGUGAUUGAGGGCGAGGUGGAGGCCGACGACUCGGACGUGAGUGAUGAUGAGUACUGAAGAAGAGGAGGAGGAGCAGAAGGAGAGGAGGAGGAGGAGAGAGCCAAGCAGCGUCUUUUUUCCUCCCUCUGCCCUGAUCAAGUGGUUUCUGAAACAGGGCCCCUGCUGACUAGAGUUUGCACACUGGAUCCGCUCUGGACAGGCACAAGUCUUUGGGAUGGGAUAAGUGAGUUGGUAUUAUACCCUCUGCUGUAACCUAAUCUAAAAAAAAUAAUGUCAUUUUUGUUGGCUUGUUUUCUCGCUAAAUGAGCUUGUUACUGACAUUUUGACUUUUGACAUUUUGAAACUCACAUUGUUCCACAAUGUCCACGAUAUGGUCGUUAUUUUUUCUUUCUUUUUUCUGUUGUUGUUUUGAAAAUGCUCUUUGGUUUCUUAACAACAUUCGUUCUAAUCCAGACUUUGUGUAUCCUAUUAACUAACUGACGGAAGUGUUAAACCAGAGACUGGUUAAAGCUAUUCUCCUCUUUGGCUAACAGGCUGCAUAAUGUUGCCCCUAUUGCCCCAAUCCGGACCAAUCCCCAGCAGCCAACACUCUGGGUCUCCAAAUAUUGUUGUUGUUUUUUUUCUUCUUCUUCUAGGUUGGAAAACUUUGUGGAAAAGUUUCAGGGGAGUUUUUAAUCUUGCACUUUGAUUGCCAUUUAGAUGACAUGACCCAUAGGCAUUGGCAAUAGUGUCCGCUAUGAGAACCUUUAGAAUGUUGUUUGAUACGGUACUCCAGAGUUUUAUAACAUAUACGAAAAUGCUUUUAAAAAAAAAGAGAGAGAGAGAGAGAGAAAUUGAAAGAUUUAAUAAGAUUGUGGAGAGGUCAUCUCCCUCCCUCCAGGUGAAAUGUAAGCCUGUGUUAUUUAUUUUUAAUGCCUGAUCAUCAUCUCACUGUACAGGUUUUUUCGAAGGCAUCUAUAGAGUUUGUAGCUGAUUUCUUGUACUACAGCUGGAUUUAGUAAUCUCAAGUUUGUGAUGGCAAUGAUGUGAAACUUUAUUUUACUUUACAAAUGAUCACAUGGCAUGGAUUUGUUUUGAAUAAACAUUCGUCUCAGAUUCA